CAGCACAGGAAUAUCUCUUCAGUGAACAAGUGUGAGUCAAAGCAGGUCUGUAAACAUGAUGGGUGUGAAACACCCAUAACUGUCUAAACGCCAUCUUGUCUACUAGUUACAGUGUUUCCCCAACCCUGCUCCUCAAGGUCCACUGCUCUGCAUGUUUCAGGUGUUUUUCGCCUGAAACAUGCAUCUGAUUCCACUUGAUGGCUGAUUAACAGGCCUUUCCUGUACUGCAAUCAUGUACAUCAGUAGCUUUUAAUGGAGGUGGAACAGAAUCUAAGCACUGGAGGUGAGAGGGGGAUUGUUCUUCAGGAUGAGGAGGUGAAAAAGGAGGAAGACGAGGAACCAGCUGCUGAUACAGAGGAGGAAGAUGAAGAUGCUCUCCCGCAUUCAGAGAUCCUGGAUAUCUUCGAGGAGGGACUGGCUCGACUUGUGCAGGACCCUUUACUCUGUGAUUUGCCGAUACAGGUGACCCUGGAAGAGGUGAAUUCCCAGAUUGCCUUGGAAUAUGGCCAGGCGAUGACUGUGAAGGUUUUAAAAGCAGAUGGUGAAAUAAUGCCCAUUGUGGUUGUCCAGAAUGCUACAGUCCUCGAUCUUAAGAAGGCCAUUUGCAGAUUUAUGGAGUUGAAACAGCAGCGAGAAGGCGGCGUGAAACAUGUUAGCUGGAGAUAUGUUUGGAGAACCUACCAUCUUGUAUUUCAAGGCGAGAAACUUGAAGAUGACACAAUGAGGCUCAAAGAUUAUGGGAUCAGGAACAGAGAUGAAGUGACAUUUAUGAAGAGACUCAGGAAGAAGUGAUUCAGCAUGCUUGGAGAAUAAACACAAUUUCCUGCAGUGUCCCAGUUUCUUCUUUAAAAUAAUUAAAAUCUUGUUUUAAUCUUUUUUUUGUAUAAAUGUUUCUUUGUCUUGUAUCUAUUAGCUUUAAAAUGUGCCUCUGUUGUAACGUACAUGUAAUUACAAUGAAUAAGAUUUUUGUAGAAGUGCUUUGUGAAAAUGAAAAUGUUUCAGUAUUUUUACUUUGUCUGUGCCUACAUAAAUGCUUCCAUCUGAGCCAGACUGCAGCAGUUUGCAAAAAUGGGAGUAAUAAACACCGCCCAAAUGAUUUGAAUAUUUCCUGACAGAUGGGAACAAUAUCCUCUUGUUCAGCUUAUAUGGAUUUUACCUGUGAAUGACAUAGCAGAGGCAGCAAAAGCAAGGUAAUAUCAGAGUUUUUCACAGUUGUAUUUAUUAAUUUGUAAUAAUAUGUGACAUUUAAAGUGGUGGAAUGGGUUUAAAGUGGUGGAAUGGGUUUUGUCACGAUUUGCUUUUUAUGUACUGUGACAAAACUAAACAGAUAUCUUUAAUAGACGUUUUCAGUUUUGAGGAUACUGUUUAUUUUUAUGUAGCCACUCAGCUAAUUUAAGUAUAAUCUUUUUGAUAUAAUUUUACUGUUGGUGUAUUUUGCUGAUUUGGUGAAAAACUUUGUUGAUCAUUGUCAGAGACAACAUAACAGACUUUGGGCAGCUGUAGGUUUUUCAUGUGAAAACUUGUUCUAGCAUAAUUCAGAUGGAAUAAAAGUGAAACAAUUUAUUCUCUGCAUUACGUUACAGCAAGUCUGUCUAAACUUUGAGGGAUGAAAAAAGAAACCAUAACAGAGUUAUCUAUUCAGUAUACACAUUUUAUGACAUCAGUUGUAUUUUUGGAAAAUUGAGACCUAAUGAUAAAGCUAAAGUGCUUUAAAAUGGUUUUGCGCCUUUACAGAUUUCUUGUUGUUGGUCUUCUGUCACAAUUGACUGUUUAUGACAAUUAAAUUUUACUAUCAUGCUAACUUGGAUAAGUACAAAAAAGUUUAAAAUGGUGGUUGCACUAAUUAAGGGGAACAAAGCUAUCUGAAUCAACCAGGACCUAUGUGGAAAAUGUAACCAUCCACCUUUAGACUGUGACUCAACUGUGAGUAAUCACAAUUAAUUUAAAAGCUGAGUUUCAUAAUGAGCCUCUUCCAGUCCUGAUUACUACCAAGCUUGUAAAUGAAGUAGGAUAAAAGAUCUCAAAGUCAACACAUCCCAUCCCAAGCUAGUCUAUCAACUAGUAAAUGUUACAAAGCUAUUUCUACGAAUAGAAAAAAACAUGCAGCUCUGAUGAAUCUUCCCAGGAGUGGCUUGACUAUUAAUAUUACUCCAAAACCACCCCACCCUUGAAUUUGAAUGAUAUGCAAUAACCAAAUAAGUCAGGAAGUCUACAUCUAAAUGGCAGAAUGCAAGAAACAUUUUUAAGUGGCCCAAUGUAAGCCUACAACCACAUCUGAUUAAGGUCCUGUGGCCUAUUUCACCUGAAGACCUUCCAGCUUGGCUCAAUUAAAACAAAUCUACAAAUAAGGGUGGGACAAAAGUCCUCCACAGUGUUGCAAAACAGUCUUAUUGCAAAUGUUUGAUAGCAGUUGUUGCUGCCAAAAGUGGCACUAUCAGAUACGGCUGAGGGAUAAUACUGAUUUUAUUGAUAAAUCAAAUUUUAAGAUUUUUUUUUUUUUUUUUUGAAAAAGUUGGAUUUUUUUUUUUUCACCUAUGUGCACUCUUUGGAUUUCUGUAGUUCAGAAUGGUGUCCGACUUCCCACAGCCUACUAUAUUGUUUCACAGCUCAUGUUUAGUUGAAUUCAGAUAAACUCCCAGAAGGGAUGAUCGAAAUUAAGUUUUUGGAAUUUUAAUUAAUUAUUAUGAUUUCUUUUUGAGACAAUAAAGUGAGAAAAAAAAUCAACUAAAAUUGAAAAUUAGAUUGCUUCGAAAUAAAACAAAGUAAGAUUCUAUUGUAAUCCAUAUUAUCCAGCCCUACCAGUUAUUGGUGUUAGGAAGCUAUUAUUUAUUUAUGUAGGGACAGGUUGGUUUGGACAGCUUUAUUUCAUUUGGAUAGAUUUACUCAUAUUUUACAUGCAAAACAAAGAAAGCCAAAAUGAUAGCAAAAUCAUUGUGUAAACGUUUGGCAUUGCUCAGCUUGUCUGCAAACUUUUCAGCUGCUGCCAUGACCUCUUCACAAAAUGAGGUGGAGACAAUAUCAGAAAAACUGAAAGACAUUUCACUGAAAGAGGGACAGCUUGAAGACAGAAAGAAAAUCUUGAUGGUAUUCCAGGAGCUAAGGAAUCGGGCUGAAUUUGGAGAAACAG
Xiphophorus couchianus (Monterrey platyfish) is the source of this 3127-nucleotide messenger RNA. RefSeq names its product small nuclear ribonucleoprotein 25 (gene snrnp25). Gene Ontology annotation, cellular component: U12-type spliceosomal complex. Gene Ontology annotation, biological process: mRNA splicing, via spliceosome. NCBI's taxonomy places the organism in Eukaryota, Metazoa, Chordata, Actinopteri, Cyprinodontiformes, Poeciliidae. Gene Ontology annotation, molecular function: protein binding. The record is from RefSeq and is a predicted model, not a curated record. The transcript is spliced from 6 exons. The coding region runs from base 253 to 792 and encodes 179 amino acids.